GCCCCGCCCCUCUCUGUGACUCCUGCUGCAGCCCCGGCGCGUUUUUUCCGGCGAUGGUGGCCCCACGGGAUCAAAUUUCAGCGUCGCAGCUGGGGAGCGGCUCCGCGGCGUCUGAUGGGAGAGCAGGAGCAGGUGCUAUGUGGCUCCUCAUCAGACCAGGCCUUGGACUGUCGGCGCAUCUGGUGCAGGACUGCAGAGGCCGAGAACCUGGCUGCCGCCGAGGACCCAGUGCCAUGUGGAGACUGCAGGCCUGGGUGGGGCUCGGGGGUCCGGCCACAUGGGGUCCCCUCCUUCCCCGGCGCAGACUCGCCGAAGGGACGCUGUAAUGAACCAGAGCUUCUGAAGAGACCUCACCUCGUUGCCAAGAAACCUUUGGAAACCAACUGUUUCAAGUCCAAAGCCAAAUCCACCACGAUGAUCCCCGACUCCCAGAAGGUCCUACGAUUCGAACUGGAGUCCCUCAAGAAUCAGCUCCAGGCCCAGAACAAGGCUUUUGAGUUCCUGAACCACUCGGUGACCAUGUUGGAGAAGGAGAGCUGCCUGCAGCAAAUCAAGAUCCAGCAGCUGGAAGAGAUGCUGAGCCCCCUGAGCUGCAAGGCCCAGAAGGAGCUGCACAAGUGGGGCAUGGAGCAGGGCCGGCAGGAGCUGUAUGGGCUCCUGGCCCAAGGACUCCAGGGGCUUCAGAAGACCCUGCGGGACAGCGAGGAGGUGCAGCAGGCCCGCACGGCCCGCUGCCUGCAGCUGCUGGCUCAGGAGAUCCGGGACAGCAAGAAGUUUCUGUGGGAGGAGCUGGAGCUGGUCCGGGAGGAGGUGACCUUCAUCUACCAGAAGCUCAAAGUGCAGGAGGAGGAGAUCACGGAGAACCUUAUGAACAUCCAGAAGAUGCGGAAGACGCAGAUGAAGUGCCGCAAGGUCCUGACCAAGAUAAAGCAGCAGGGGUACGAAAUGUCUGCCUGGCCGGAGACUGAAGAGAUGCCACCGGGAGGGGGUGGCUCCUGGAGAAAUGACCUCCAGAAGGAGCUGAGUGACAUUUGGUCUGCCGUGCACACGCUGCAGAACUCUGUGGACACCCUGGCCAUGGCCCCGGAGGGCAGCCCCAGGGCCGCGAGCCUCGGGGGUGAUGGUACCCGGGCAUCACUCAGGGGCCACAAGGGACAUCGGUGCGUGAGCCCCGCACCCCCCUCCUGGGACUCGGACUCGGACUCCGACACUUCCCAGCCAACUUGCAGCAACAGCCGCUCCUUCCCACCAGCCUGAGCAGCCGGGACUGCUCUCCCUGAAGACCCCUCCAGAGAGAAAAUAAACUAGUCGGGCCCCUCCUCCACCCCUC
This is a messenger RNA of Choloepus didactylus (southern two-toed sloth), 1330 nucleotides long. RefSeq names its product coiled-coil domain containing 159 (gene CCDC159). Lineage: Eukaryota; Metazoa; Chordata; Mammalia; Pilosa; Megalonychidae. The record is from RefSeq and is a predicted model, not a curated record. The transcript is spliced from 12 exons. The coding region runs from base 115 to 1257 and encodes 380 amino acids.